AUGGCAAGUGUGCUGCGAGUAAACCAGCUAGAUGCACGGCGUUUGGAUGGCGAGAUCACCUCCAUUCUAAGGCAGCAGCUGCUCGAAGCCACCACCGCGACGUCGCAGUGGUCACUGGAGCCUUUCGUCCCGGAGCUGGAUCUACUGCUUGGUGCAACUCUCUGGAGGUACACAGUGUGGAUUAACGAGCCCACGCCUGGCGGACGAUUGCAAAACGUGCGUCACGCUCGCCUCAGCGCAGAAGGCCAUGUGCAGCCCCUGACAAGAGCUCAGCGGAUCGGCUUCCUGGCAUUGUGGGUCCUUCUUCCCUGGCUGGCAGCACGGGUGCAGGAUAUUUGGCAGCGCCUUGAUGUCCCUGAGGAUUCUCCCCUGCAGUGGUUCUGGAAGGGGUUUCGACGCCUUCUUCCACGGGCAACUGCUGUACACUCCAUCCUAGUAGUUUGGAAUUUUUUGCUGUUUCUCAGGUACGGUGAGUGCAGUGAGCUGCGUGACAGACUUCUUGGCAUUCGGAUGGUACAUAUCGAUCCAGUAGCGCGUCGACAGGUCGCCUUCGAGUACAUGAACCGUGUCAUGAUCUGGAACGGCCUUUCCGAGUUUCUUCUGACGGUCAUGCCGCUGGUGAAUGUGUCGCGGCUGCGGCGAUCCAUAACAAGGCGGCUCCUGCCAAAGGCAUCGACGCGUGCGGAUGCAGCAAGGGCCGAACUUUCUUGUGGAUUCUGUGGAGCAUCACCGAUGACGGUGCCAACGCGGACAAACUGCAACCAUGUGUUCUGCUACUACUGUGUAGCGAGCGAGCUGAUGGAGCAACCAAAGGCUUUAGCAUGCCCGCAUUGCGGGGAGCAGAUCGAGAAGUUGAGGCAUGCACGCUGA
This is a messenger RNA of Symbiodinium sp. CCMP2592, 870 nucleotides long. Lineage: Eukaryota; Dinophyceae; Suessiales; Symbiodiniaceae. The record is from the annotation of a GenBank genome assembly.